AUGGGCUGCUCUGCCAGCAUACUCCUACUGCAAGCUCUACGUUCAGUGCUGAGAGGCAACUGUGCACACAUCUGCUCCCACCGACAGGAACAAGUCUCCCUGGAGGUCUUAACACUGGAGGAAGGGGAGGCUGACAGCCGACCCCGCACCAUCAUCGUCAUGCAGGAGAAGCCAAAGCUGAUUGAUCCUCUGGACUAUGAAACAGUCAUUUGUGAACUUGAACCUGAGCUGAGGGGAGACCCCAACCAGGACCUGCUGCUGUUCCCCGAAAAUGACUUCACCGUUUCCACUGUCCCUGUGGAGAAACGAACGCUGCAUUCUACUGUGCCAGAGGGAGCUGAGGACCAGGCCGAAUGUCUGCUGGUCAGACAGGCCUGCAAGUACUACAAUUCCCAGCUCCAUGUAGUGAGUUAUAAGUAUGAAGAAUAUGCAGGAGACUACCGCAUGCUUCCCAGGAAGGUGUAUAAAGCAGAGAAGUUGCCAUCUCACUCCUUUGAGAUAGACCAUGAAGAUGUGGAUAAGGAUGAGGACACCACGUCAUUGUCAUCGUCUAAAGGAGGAGGUGGAGGUGGAGGUAGCGGUGGUGGAGGGGGAGCGACCAGCGUCUUUAAGUCCGGCUGGCUCUACAAAGGGAACUUCAACAGCACAGUUAACAACAGCAUCACUGUUCGGUCAUUCAAGAGAAGAUAUUUCCAGUUGACACAGCUAACAGAUAACUCCUACAUCAUGAACUUUUACAAAGAUGAGAAGAUAUCUAAGGAGCCUAAAGGUUGCAUUUUCCUGGAUUCGUGUACAGGCGUGGUUCAGAAUAAUCGUCUGAGGAAGCACGCAUUUGAACUGAAGAUGAACGAAGUGACGUACUUUGUCCUGGCUGCUGAGAGCGAACAGGACAUGGAGGACUGGAUCAAUACUCUGAACCGGAUCCUUCAAAUCAGCCCCCCUGAGGUGCCAGUCAUAGACCGCAAGAGUGUGGACCUGACAGACACCAGACAAGACGUUUUUGACCUGUCUUUGAAUGAUGCUUGUCUUGCCGAAAAACAAGAAACAUCAGAAAAUGGAAUCAAUCCUGAACUCGCUAAGUACAUCACAGAGACGGAGGAGAUGGUUCGAAGUGCCAGAAGGGAGGAGCGAUUGAAUCUUUUCUCUUUGGACCCAGACACGCCGGUGCUGAGGAGUCCACGUGGAGAGUAUGGGUCAGGGGAGACCGCUCCUGUCCGGCCUUUUGAAGAGAAACUUGGAAAAAGACUGAUGAUCAACUGCCGUUCCCUCAACCUCACUCUGCAGGGCUGUGUGAAUGAAGCUGAAACAGAGCCAGUCACUAAUAUUGAGCCCUUCUUUGUGACCGUGGCUCUGUUGGACAUGCGCGAGAAUAGGAAGGUCUCAGCAGACUUCCACGUGGACCUGAACCACGACGUGGUGCGGCAGAUGCUGAGUGGUUCUGGCAGUCAGGGAGUACCAGCUGGACCGCAAGAGAACGGACUGGGCUCCCCCACUGAGAGGAGACCAGGAGACUGCCAGUUGAGCCCAGACCUGGAAAACUGGCUUAGGUUCCCCAAGCAGGCCAUCUUCUCCAUCACAAACCCCCACACUGAUAUCGUCUUGGUGGCCCGAGUGGAGAAAGUACUGAUGGGAAACAUCACCAGCGGGGCAGAGCCCUACAUUAAAAACGCAGACUCCAGUAAGACUGUUCAAAAGAUGUUAAAAUCCAACAAGCAGUUUUGCAGCAAACUAGGGAAAUACCGAAUGCCUUUUGCAUGGUCGGUAAGAUCAGUGUUUAAGGAUAAUCAGGGCACGGUGGACAGGGAAUCUCGUUUCUCUCCUCUCUUCAAGCAGGAGAGUAAUAAGAUCUCUACCGAUGACCUGAUCAAACUUAUCUCUGAAUACAGAAGGGCAGAGAAAACCAGCAAACUCCAGACGAUCCCAGGUAAUCUGGAGAUCAGUGUGGACUGUGUCCCAAUGGAGCAUCCCAACUGUGUGACGUCGUCAUACGUGCCCCUGAAACCGGUUGAGGACUGCAGUCAGCAUGCGCCCACCGUAGAGGUUGAAGAAUUCCUCCAGGAGUCGGCCAAAUUCGCCCAACCUUACCGUGUCUACAAAAACCACAUCUACGUUUACCCCAAGCAUCUAAAAUAUGACAGCCAGAAGAGUUUCGCUAAGGCACGAAACAUUGCUGUUUAUGUGGAGUUUCGAAAUUCUGAUGAAGAACAAGCCAAACCACUUAAGUGCAUCUACGGAAAGCCUGGAGGUCCAGUUUUCACCACGUCUGCCUGCUCGACUGUCUUGCACCAUUCGCAGAACCCAGACUUCUAUGAUGAGGUGAAGAUCGAGUUGCCCACACACCUCCAUGAGAAACAUCACCUACUCUUCUCCUUCUAUCAUGUGACCUGUGAUAUCAAUGCAAAGACCAGUUCCAAAAAGAAAGAGUCUCUUGAAACUCCAGUUGGCUAUGCAUGGUUGCCUCUGCUGAAGGAAGGACGCGUAUCCUCACAAGAGUUCAGUGUGCCAGUCGCCUGCAACCUGCCCAGUGGGUACCUCCUCAUUAAAGAGCCUGCAUCCAACAAGGGUGGGACUGAUGUGAAAUGGGUGGAUGGAGGAAAACCCAUAUUUAAAGUCUCCACCCUUGUUCUCUCCACCGUCUACACUCAGGACCCCCAUCUGAACCGAUUCUUCCAGCAGUGCCAAAAGCGAGAAGUGGAGCUCUCUCAGCCACCUACCUCAAAUUUCCUCAACUGCCUGAAGGGCCUUCUUAGUAUGGAGAGGAUCCAUGUGAUCAUCCGCUUCCUGCCUGUGCUCUUCAACCAGCUUUUCAAAGUGCUCACUCAGAAUGACAACGAUGAGGUCACUGCUGCCACCACCAGGGUCCUGGUGCACAUUCUUGCAAAGUGCCAUGAAGACCAUCUGGACCACUACUUGCACUCUUACAUAAAAUUUGUGUUUAAGACUGAGUCACACGGAUUUCGCACAGUGCAUGAGGAACUGGCCAAGGGCAUGACCUCUGACCUGAAGAGCAACGACCAGAUGGUGGUCAGGAACAUGCUCAAGUUCUCCUGGUUCUUCCUUGAGCUCAUAGUAAAGUCUAUGGCCCAGGACCUGUCUGACUCAGACUCAAAAAAACUCAAGCUUCCCAGACCACAGCGCUUUCCCAGUUCCUUCCUGGGCCGACUGGAGAACCUGAUCAUGACCGUGUCUGACCACAUCUUCUGGAAAAACAAAGAGCUCCAGGAGGAGACGCGCAGUGCUAACCAGGCUGUGGCCGCCUUCGUUAAGCGCUGUUUUACUCUCAUGGAUCGUGGUUUCACUUUUAAACUCAUCAGCAACUACAUCAACAUGAUCACAGCCAGCGACAACAAGACUCUGUGUGAGUUUAAGUUUGAGUUCCUGCGAGAGGUGUGUAACUACGAACACUACAUCCCUCUCAGUCUUCCCAUUCCCUCCGCCCGAAUCACAGGUCAGUUGGAUGUGCCAGAGUACAGCCUGACGGAGGAAUUCUGUCGAAAGCAUUUCCUGACGGGGCUGUUGCUACGGGAACUGGGGCUGGCCCUGCAGGAUGAGCAGGAUCUGCGUCAUUUAGCUCUGGCCAGUCUGAAAAAUCUGAUGGCCAAACACUCACUGGACCCCCGCUACGCCACCAAGGAGAAGCAGGCGCGGAUUGCCUCUCUCUACCUGCCUCUGUAUGGCCUCAUUCUGGACAACAUGCCACGUUUCUUCCUCAGAGAUCUCUUCCACAUUUACCUUCCCUCCAGUGACCAGGGUUCUAGAGAUGACGUGAGCGUGGGAGGGGGCGUGGCCACAGGUCAGGUCCCCCACAUACUUCGCCAUGGUAACUCUGUGGAUGCCUCCUUCUCCAAAGAGGUGCUCAACUCCAUCACAGCCUUUUCAUCCUUAGCCAUCUCCACGGCGAAUCACACUGACUCACGUGGCUCUCUGAUCAGCAUUGAAUCCAAUCCCAGCAACAGUGACAGGAACAGUGAGAAGAUGGAUGGAUGUGAAAAGUUUGCCAGACCGCAGUCUCUUAUUGGCUACGGCUCACGUUUCGAUAAACUGGACCAGGCAGAGACUCGCAGCUUGCUCAUGUGUUUCCUUCACAUCAUGAAGACCAUAUCAGAGGAUGUCUUGCUCUCCUACUGGCACCGUGCGGUCCAUCAGGAAAUCUCUGACUUCUUCAAUAUUCUAGAGCUGUGUCUGCAGCACUUCAGAUUUCUGGGAAAGCGUCAGAUAGCCAGGAAGCUAGCGGCCGCCCUAAAGCUGGCGCAAGCCACGCAGAACAAUGGCACCCUGAAAGGUUCUAACACAUCCUCCCAGUCUUCCACAGGGCUCCUCCCACAAUGGAUGCUGUCAAGCCAAGAUGGGCACAGACAUGCUCGUUCCCAGACCAUGCCCAUCAUUAGGGGCAAGAACGCUCUGACCAACCCCAAACUGCUGCAGAUGAUGGAGACAGGUAAUGCCACAGCCAGCAUGAACACUAAAUCAGACCCCAGUGUUCACCCGGCUGACAUUGAGGCUAAUCUGUCCACUGAAGUAGCCCUUACAGUGCUGGAUGUAUUAGGACUCUUUGUUCAUCACCAUAAGAAACAGCUACAGCAGGAUGAAGGCCAGAACCCUCUGAUGAAGAAAGUGUUUGACACGUACCUGCUCUUCUUCCAGAUUAAUCAGUCCACCACCACUCUCAGACAUGUCUUUGCCGCCCUACGACUCUUCAUUCAGAAGUUCCCCUCGGUGUUUUUCCAGGGAAAAGCAGACAUGUGUGGCUGUCUGUGUUAUGAGAUUCUAAAGUGCUGUAACCAUCGCUCCAGCUCCACUCAGACCGAGGCCUCCGCCCUUCUCUACUUCUUCAUGAGAAAAAACUUUGAGUUCACCAAGGGCAAAUCUAUCGUCCGCUCCCAUCUGCAGCUCAUUAAGGCAGUUAGCCAGCUGAUUGCAGAUGCGGGAAUUGGUGGCUCGCGCUUCCAACAGUCCCUGGCUAUUAUCAACAACUUCGCCAAUGGUGAUGCUCCGCUCAAAAGCACAUCCUUCCCGGCGGAGGUGAAGGACCUUACGAAGCGGAUCCGCACGGUUCUGAUGGCCACGUCUCAGAUGAAGGAGCACGAGAAGGACCCGGAGAUGCUGGUGGACCUGCAGUACAGCCUGGCUAACUCCUACGCCAGUACACCUGAGCUCAGACGCACCUGGCUGGAGAGCAUGGCCAAGAUCCACGUCCGCAACGGAGACCUGUCAGAGGCCGCCAUGUGCUAUAUCCACAUCUCUGCCCUCAUAGCAGAGUCACUGAAGAGGAGAGCUUCUUUCUGCAUGGGCUGGGCUGCAUUCAUGAACAUCUCACCCAACGUGAAGGAAGAAGGAGCCAUGAAAGAGGACACAGGCACGCAAGACACUCCUUACACAGAGGACACACUGGUGGAGCAGUUGGAACUCUGUGUAGAUUACCUAUGGAAAUCGGAGAGAUACGAGCUUAUUGCAGAUAUCAACAAACCCGUCAUCGCUGUCUUUGAGAAGAGACGAGACUUCAAGCGCUUGUCUGAGUUGUACUACGACAUCCACCGCUCCUACCUGAAGGUCACAGAGGUCGUGAACUCCGAGAAGAGGCUCUUUGGCCGAUAUUACCGCGUCGCUUUCUACGGACAGGGCUUUUUUGAGGAGGAGGAGAGUAAAGAGUUCAUCUAUAAGGAGCCCAAGCUGACAGGCCUCUCCGAGAUCUCCCAGAGACUCCUCAAACUCUACUCCGACAAGUUUGGAGCCGACAAUGUCAAGAUGAUCCAGGACUCCAACAAAGUCAAUCCCAAAGAUUUGGACCCCAGGUUUGCGUACAUUCAGGUAACGUACGUGGUACCCUACUUCGACGAGAAAGAACAACAGGAGAAGAAGACGGACUUUGAGCAUCAUCACAACAUCAGUCGCUUUGUCUUUGAGACGCCCUUCACGCUGUCUGGGAAGAAACACGGGGACGUGGAGGAGCAAUGCAAGAGACGAACCAUACUGACCACGAGCUCUUCCUUCCCGUAUCUGAAGAAGCGUAUUCAGGUGGUGGAACAGCAGAGCACAGAGAUGAACCCCAUUGAGGUGGCUAUCGAUGAAAUGAGUCGGAAAGUUUCUGAACUCAACCAGCUCUGCAGUAUGGAUGAGGUCGACAUGAUCCGUCUUCAGCUCAAACUGCAGGGCAGCGUCAGCGUCAAGGUGAAUGCAGGGCCCAUGGCUUACGCCCGAGCCUUCCUGGAGGAAAAGAAUGCCAAAAAAUACCCCGACAACCAAGUCAAACUCCUCAAGGAAAUAUUCAGGCGCUUUGCGGAGGCAUGCGGCCAGGCUCUGGAUGUGAAUGAGAGGCUGAUAAAGGAGGAUCAGCUGGAGUAUCAGGAGGAGAUGAGAGCGCACUACAGGGACAUGUUGACUGAGCUCUCUGCCAUCAUGAACGAGCAGAUCCCUCAUACAAAACAGCCAGGAACGGACCGAUCCAGCGCCUGCUGAUUAGCCAGUAAGGAAUGCUG
Messenger RNA from Chanos chanos (milkfish), 6476 nucleotides. RefSeq names its product dedicator of cytokinesis 10 (gene dock10). Gene Ontology annotation, biological process: positive regulation of GTPase activity; regulation of cell migration; small GTPase-mediated signal transduction. The transcript is spliced from 54 exons. Bases 1 to 6456 code for a protein of 2151 amino acids. Lineage: Eukaryota; Metazoa; Chordata; Actinopteri; Gonorynchiformes; Chanidae. The record is from RefSeq and is a predicted model, not a curated record. Gene Ontology annotation, molecular function: guanyl-nucleotide exchange factor activity.